CUAUAAAAAAGAAAGCAGGGAGACCAUCGCUAUCCCGCACCACACCACUAGUACACACUUCCAGCUCUCCAUCUCUUCCUCUCUCUUCCUUCACAGCACGCGCAACGCCAGCCACCGAGCCAGAGCCCGCCACCAACCAAGCGCGAUGGGCAAGAAGAAGAGCGGCAACGACGCGCCCAAGCCCACGGCGUUCGUGCUCAAGGUGCCGAUGCACUGCCGCUGCGACGGGUGCGCCGACAAGAUCCGCGCCGCCGUCAAGGACCUCACGCUCCGCUGCGACGGCAUCGUGUCGCUCGACCAGUCGGCUCUCGACACCAAGGGCGACCUGGCGGUGGUGGCCACGGCCGACCCGGAGAGGCUCCGCCGCCGCCUGCGCAAGGCCACCGGCAAGGACGUCGGCCUCGUCUUCCCCAAGCCCACCAAGGCGGACGGUGGCAAGGACAAGGACAAGGACGCCGUGCAGGCGCUGCUCGCCGGCCUUCAGCAGCAGCAGCAGCCGGUGCACGCCCACCCGAUGCCUGCCGUCGGCACCUGGAACGCGCUCCAGUACGGCGGGUACGGGCAGGCGGCGUACCCGUGGGGGGUGCUGCAACAGCAGCAGGCGCCGUACUUGGCGUCCUACCCCGCCGCCGCGUACCCUGCUGCUUCCUGGGCCGCGUACCCGCACGGCGGCGGAUGGCUCGGGUUCUGACCGACCGGCGGUGGAGCAGAGCAGGAGCAGGUGAUGGAUGGAGCUUUCGACGUUGUAGGGAACAAGUACUAGUUGUGUCGGUGGCUGUGUCUACGUACUAGAUUUCGACUGUUGUCUUUGCUGAGAAACAGCAGUAAUGGUUGCAUUUUGGUGUGUUUGUGUGUGUUGUUGGACGAUGAUGAGUUGUACUUCAUUUUGGUAGCUCAGUCAGCUGGGCUCUCAUCUCAAUCUCAUCUCAUGCAUGCUGCUCUGUAACGGCACCUGAAAUCUUUUGCACCACUCAAGUGUUGUGUCAAGAGGAAUGAAGUAACUCCCUCCAUC
Messenger RNA from Sorghum bicolor (sorghum), 1012 nucleotides. Its product is annotated as heavy metal-associated isoprenylated plant protein 3. The transcript has a single exon. The record is from RefSeq and is a predicted model, not a curated record. Lineage: Eukaryota; Viridiplantae; Streptophyta; Magnoliopsida; Poales; Poaceae. Gene Ontology annotation, molecular function: metal ion binding. The coding region runs from base 146 to 691 and encodes 181 amino acids.